AUGUCAUUCGGAGCCACAAACACAAUUUCCUCACUGAACGGCUGCGUAUCCUCCCUCCAAAACUCUAUCCGGCUGCUAGACUCCUCAAUAUCCAUCCUGGACUCGGGAGUCCACGAUUUCCCGCGCAUCAAGAGGGUCCUACAAUGUACUCGGGUUCGUUUCGUUUCGUCCCGAACUUGUAGACGCUACGAUAACCAGUACAGCUCGCUAAUUAAGGGGGGGUAGCACUUCGAACUAAUCUCCGAGCCAACGCUGUACGCCGCGCAGACCGCCCUCGCCGACGAGAUCGGGCCGGAAGUCGAGCACCUGCUUCGCCGGGUGGAACAGCACUUGGCCAAGAUGGAGAGGAGGGAGAAGGUGCUUAUUGCAAAGUCGGAGUUGCAGGAGGGGAGGUUGCAGCAGAAGCCUUCGCUAUCUUGUUCUGCCUCCUCGAGGCAGAGGAGCGCACUUGGCGGGAACUUUCAGAAUGCGGAGAAGCUGAGGAUGUUGAAGGGGAAGAAGGAAAGGGUGGCUCAUACGCUUGAGAGGUUAUCACUGCAGGCGAGCCACAAGGUAUGUGUCCAUUCCUUUUAGCUUGCCGGUGGGCUUUUCUACAGAACGAAGGCCGACAUUGCCCGCAACAAACAGGAAAGGCAAUUGAGAAUGACUAUGAACUACGGCGCUUCAUGACGGAGUUUGACGAUAUCGGUCUCUUGCGCGGCUAUCACUGGCGAAUCGGCGUUAUUACCACCUUAGAAUUGUUGUCAGAAUCUAGUCAGAGAUAUCCAGCAACAUCAUGCUCUCCAGC
Molecule: messenger RNA, 787 nt
Organism: Tuber aestivum (summer truffle)
Lineage: Eukaryota; Fungi; Ascomycota; Pezizomycetes; Pezizales; Tuberaceae
Source: the annotation of a GenBank genome assembly